AUGACAGAUUAAAUUCCAGAUUAUAUAAAUUAUGAAGAUGAAUAUGAAAGAUAUUUCAAAUAUCUUGUUCCUGGACCAUUCCUUCAUGAUAUCAGUAUGACAGAAGCCAAAGAAUAUUUUUAUGUAAAUUCUAUUUAUUUAUAUUUAGAAUGAUCUUAUUACUCCUACUCUUAUUUAAUAUACACUCUAAUACAUCAAAAGUUAAAUCCGUAGAAAAACUACUACGAUUGAUACCAACAUUUUCGAUGAUGUUAAUCAAAUUUCUGCUAUUCGUUCAACAACUUCCAAAUAUUCAAUUGGUGUUACUGUUAAUUAGGAUUUAUUUACAGCAUUUCUUUGGGAUACUAAAAAUUAAGAAAUUCUUAUAUUUGGAAAAAAUACACUAAUUGAAAAAGCAUUUAAUGAUCAAAAAAUUAUUAGAAAUACUUUUUAAUCUAAGGAUUACAUCUCAAUCAUUGCUUAUGUCUUUAUUAAUGCUAUUAAUAAAGCUAAUUUGUAUUUAAAAUUCAAUUAAAGUUAAAAUUAAGCAUUAAUAAAAUGGGCGUUACUCAAAUAAUAUAGAUUAAAAUAAAUGAAAGAAAAUGGAGAAUCUUUUUCAAGAAUACUUGACGAUCAAUUUCUUUAGGAAGUCAAUAAAACUAACUAAUAAAAAAAUAACUCUAAUUCACAACAAAUAUCUUAAAUUGAACCUUCUAUUAAAUAAGAUAAUAUUUCAUAAUACAAGAGUAAUUCAUACAAUAAAAAUUCCUUCAAUCAUUCUUCACACAAUUACAUUUAAGGAAAUAGCUAAAUUUCUAAAUCUCACAUUUCCCUACCAUCUACUAGUAGAGUUGAUACUUUAAAAGAUUAAAUUUCAAUCAAAGAUUUUGUACAAGGUAUGGAGAAUAUUAAAAGUUAAAUUUUACUCGAUAUUCCUUCACCUGAUGAAUUGAAACCUAAAGAUUAUACUCUCAAACCUAUUAUUCCUUUCUUCUCUCCUGAAAAAGUGUUUCGUGUCAAAGUUGAAGAUUUAGAAGAACUUCUUAAGGAAUAAGUAAAAAAUACAAAAAAUUAAGAACCUAAUCCUACUGAUUAAUUAUAAUACUUAUUAACCUAUUAUUAACAAAACAAUCCAGAACAAUAUAAAAUACUUUUGAAUUAAUACUCUGAUUUCAUUCAUGAAAGAGUAAUUUUAAAUAUUAAAUUAGAUGUUUGAAGGUAUGGGAUUACCUACUUCAAAUAAAUCAUAAACUUAUAAAAUAUAACCUGAAUUUCUAUAAUAAUCAUAAAAACAAUCUAUUUAAAUCCCAAAACCAAAAUCAAUGCUCCUUCAAAAAUAACCCUAGAUGUAGCCAUAACUUUAUUAAGAGGAAAUUAUAGUAAUCAAAUACAAUAAAAAAAUUAAUAAAUAAGAAUUUGAAUUGCUCAAAUAAAAAUUAGUUCUUUCUUAAAAUAUCAUGGAAUUCUAUUUUUGUUAUUUAUAAGAAGAAUUCAAAAGAAUAUUAAUUUUUCCAAUAGAAUUUUAUAAUGUGCUUAGCCAAAACCCAUAAAAGUAUUUAUUACUACAAUUCUUAGAGCAUAGACUUUUACAGAUCAAUUUUAGGGGAAAAACAGAACAAUAUUCGAUUAAUUUGACAAAGUCUUUGUUCCAGUUAAAAUUAGUCAAUAUGAAUAUGUUGGAGUUUAUAUUGACUUUCAUAACAAGACUAUGUACUAUAUAAAUACUCUAGAGAGAAGAGAUAGUAAAAAUAAUUAUGAUAAAUAUAAAUAGGAAAGUAGCCCCCUUAUAAGGAAUUAGUGGAUUAGCCAGUUAUGCAUUUCAUAAUGAAAUUUAUAGAGAAUGAAUACAAUUUAAAAGUGAUGAGAGCAUUCAAUAUAUUUAAUUGGAGUAAUAUUAUAGUAUUGAUAAAAAUCAUAAGAAUUUGUAGAAUUCAUGAACGAAUAUGCAUAAAACUUUAACUAUAGUGGAUUGGUAUUGACAUAUGUGAUUGAUUCAAUAUGCAAUCAUAAAAGUGCAGUGGGUGACAAUCAAAUACUGAAAGAAUUUGCUUAGAAGAUAUUAGAAGCUAUUAGAAGAGCAGGGAGUAAGAAAUGAG
Paramecium sonneborni is the source of this 2075-nucleotide messenger RNA. NCBI's taxonomy places the organism in Eukaryota, Ciliophora, Oligohymenophorea, Peniculida, Parameciidae. The record is from the annotation of a GenBank genome assembly.